CCCGCCCCGGCACGCCCCGCCGGGCUCGGGCAGAGGCAGCGCGCCGACUGUUCGGGCAGCCGAGGACGACGCCGGGGCCGGGAGCCGAGGCGCAGGUCAGCCCCGAGCGCGCCCAGCUUCUGCAGAUCAGGGAAACCACGAGUCCUCAAGUGGCCGGCCAGCUGUCUCCGAGAGGAACUUGCCUGGCAUCUGUGGGGAACGACAAGACACUUUGCAAAAUCAAGGGAGUUGGAACGGAGCACCUUCCUUUCCUCCCAGCCCGGCCUCCUUCUGCAGAACGGAGCUCAAUAGAACUUUGUUGUUUUGCCUUUUACUCUGGGGGGAGAGAAGCAGACGAUGAGGAGAAAAUAAUGAAUGUCAAAGGAAAAGUGAUUCUGUCAAUGCUGGUUGUCUCAACUGUAAUUGUUGUGUUUUGGGAAUAUAUCAACAGCCCAGAAGCCUCUUUGUUCUGGAUAAACCAGUCAAAAAACCCAGAAGUUGGUGACAGCAGCAUUCAGAAGGGCUGGUGGUUUCCAAGCUGGUUUAACAAUGGUUACCACGAAGAAGAAGACAUAGACAAAGCAAAGGAACAAAGAAAGGAGGACAAAGAAGAGCUUCAGCUCUCGGACUGGUUUAAUCCACAUAAACGCCCAGAGGUUGUGACCAUGACCGGAUGGAAGGCGCCGGUGGUGUGGGAAGGCACCUACAACAGAGCUAUCCUAGAAAAUUAUUAUGCCAAACAGAAAAUUACCGUGGGCUUGACGGUUUUUGCUGUCGGAAGAUAUAUUGAGCAUUACUUGGAGGAGUUCUUAACAUCUGCUAAUAAGUACUUCAUGGUUGGCCACAGAGUCAUAUUUUACAUCAUGGUGGAUGAUAUCUCCAGGAUGCCUUUGAUAGAGCUGGGUCCUCUGCGUUCCUUCAAAGUGUUUGAGAUCAGGCCUGAGAAGAGGUGGCAGGACAUCAGCAUGAUGCGCAUGAAGACCAUCGGGGAGCACAUUGUGGCCCACAUCCAGCAUGAGGUCGACUUCCUCUUCUGCAUGGAUGUGGACCAGGUCUUCCAAGACACCUUUGGGCUGGAGACCCUGGGUCAGUCAGUGGCUCAGCUGCAGGCCUGGUGGUACAAGGCAGAUCCUGACGAGUUCACCUACGAGAGGCGGAAAGAGUCCGCAGCAUACAUUCCGUUUGGCCAGGGGGAUUUUUAUUACCAUGCGGCCAUUUUUGGGGGAACACCCACUCAGGUCCUAAACAUCACCCAGGAGUGCUUCAGGGGAAUCCUCCAGGACAAGAAAAAUGACAUAGAAGCCGAGUGGCAUGAUGAAAGCCAUCUAAACAAGUAUUUCCUUCUCAACAAACCCAGUAAAAUCUUAUCCCCAGAAUACUGCUGGGAUUAUCAUAUAGGCCUGCCUUCAGAUAUUAAGCUUGUCAAGGUAUCUUGGCAGACAAAAGAAUAUAGUUUGGUUAGAAAUAACGUCUGACUUUAAAUUGUGCCGGUAGGUUUCUGAAUUUGAGAGAGUAUUAUUCUGGCUACUUCUUCAGAAAAGUAACACUUAAUUUUAACUUAAAAAAAAAUACUAACAAAACACCAACACAGCAAGUACAUAUUAUUCCUCCUUGCAACUUCAAGCCUUGUAACAUGGGAGAAUGAACCUAUGGUAAUCAGAUGUAAGUUCCUAGUGAUUUCUUAUCUUUUCUGGGUUGGGGGGGUUACACUAUCAGCUAAACC
Messenger RNA from Lipotes vexillifer (Yangtze River dolphin), 1702 nucleotides. RefSeq names its product glycoprotein alpha-galactosyltransferase 1 (inactive) (gene GGTA1). The record is from RefSeq and is a predicted model, not a curated record. NCBI's taxonomy places the organism in Eukaryota, Metazoa, Chordata, Mammalia, Artiodactyla, Lipotidae. The transcript is spliced from 9 exons. Gene Ontology annotation, molecular function: hexosyltransferase activity. Bases 351 to 1454 code for a protein of 367 amino acids. Gene Ontology annotation, biological process: carbohydrate metabolic process. Gene Ontology annotation, cellular component: membrane; vesicle; Golgi apparatus.